CACUGAUCCGCGAGAACAAGUGUCCAUAACCCCCAGUGAUAUUAUUUAAUCAUGUUCUCCAAGCUUUCCACACGCGGCAUUGCCACCCGCAUCGGCUAUUUGGCCCAGAAGGCGGUCUCCCAGGAAUCGGCUGCUCCUGCCGCCGGAUCCCUUUCCGAGGCGGUGUUUGCCCGUGAAAAUAAAUACGGAGCCCACAACUACCAUCCCCUGCCGGUGGCACUUUCCAAGGGCGAGGGUGUCUUCGUGUGGGAUGUCGAGGGUAAGCGCUACUUCGACUAUCUGAGUGCCUAUUCGGCGGUCAACCAGGGCCACUGCCACCCGAAAAUCGUCAAGGCCCUUACGGAACAGGCCUCCAAGCUGGCCUUGACAUCCCGUGCCUUCUAUUCGGAUGUCCUUGGCGAAUAUGAGGAAUACGUGACUAAGCUCUUUGGCUUCGACAAAGUACUGCCCAUGAACACGGGAGUCGAGGGCGGCGAGACGGCCUGCAAGUUGGCCCGCAAGUGGGGCUAUCUCCAGAAGAAGAUACCUGCCAACCAGGCCAAGAUCAUCUUUGCCCGCAACAACUUCUGGGGACGCACCCUGUCCGCCGUAUCUGCGUCGAAUGAUCCCAGCAGCUACGAAGGAUUCGGUCCUUUCAUGCCAGGAUUCGAGCUGAUCGAGUACGACAAUAUCACCGCCUUGGAGGAAGCUCUCAAGGAUCCGAAUGUGUGUGCCUUCAUGGUGGAACCCAUUCAAGGCGAAGCUGGUGUGGUGGUGCCCUCCGAUGGCUACCUUAAAAAGGUCCGUGAGCUGUGCACCAAAAACAAUGUCCUGUGGAUCGCCGAUGAAGUGCAGACUGGAUUGGCCAGGACUGGAAAGCUUUUAGCUGUCAAUUAUGAGGAGGUUCAGCCUGAUAUCCUGAUCCUGGGCAAGGCCCUAUCCGGUGGCUUGUACCCGGUAUCCGCUGUGCUCUGCAAUGAUCCUGUGAUGCUGUGCAUCAAGCCUGGAGAGCACGGUUCCACUUACGGAGGCAAUCCCCUGGGCUGCCGGGUUGCCAUGGCUGCUCUGGAGGUCCUGCAGGAGGAGAAACUGGCCGAGAAUGCCUUCAAGAUGGGUAAACUGCUGCGCAGCGAGCUCUCCACACUUCCCAAGGAUGUGGUGUCUGUGGUCCGUGGAAAGGGUCUGCUCAACGCCAUUGUCAUCAAUGAGAAAUACGAUGCUUGGAAGGUGUGCCUGAAGCUUAAGGAAAACGGUCUCCUGGCCAAGCCGACCCAUGGAGAUAUCAUCCGAUUCGCCCCGCCCCUCGUUAUCAAUGAAUCCCAAAUGCGGGAGAGCAUUGAAAUUAUCAAAAAGACAAUUCUGUCGAUGUAAUUUUGUCUGAAAACUCGAAAUAGCCUUUAUUGUAACUAGUUUCUGUUAAGUUUCCAUGUAAAGUCUGAAAUACAUUUAAAAUUUGUGUCUUCCAUUUUUAAAA
This is a messenger RNA of Drosophila bipectinata, 1453 nucleotides long. RefSeq names its product Ornithine aminotransferase precursor (gene Oat). The record is from RefSeq and is a predicted model, not a curated record. NCBI's taxonomy places the organism in Eukaryota, Metazoa, Arthropoda, Insecta, Diptera, Drosophilidae. Gene Ontology annotation, molecular function: pyridoxal phosphate binding; identical protein binding; L-ornithine transaminase activity. Gene Ontology annotation, cellular component: cytoplasm.